This is a messenger RNA of Jatropha curcas, 2016 nucleotides long. It is a transcript of the gene ABI5, whose product is annotated as Basic-leucine zipper (bZIP) transcription factor family protein. Gene Ontology annotation, cellular component: nucleus. NCBI's taxonomy places the organism in Eukaryota, Viridiplantae, Streptophyta, Magnoliopsida, Malpighiales, Euphorbiaceae. The record is from RefSeq and is a predicted model, not a curated record. Gene Ontology annotation, molecular function: DNA-binding transcription factor activity. Gene Ontology annotation, biological process: positive regulation of DNA-templated transcription.
CGACAAAAAACUUGACAAGAAAAAGAAGAAAAUAAAAGAACACCCACUGUACUUUUUCUUCUUCCUCCUCUUCCUCUUCCCGUCGCUAAAAGUUUCCCUUGGCUCUUCUUAUCAUGUCUUUUUGAUACAUGAAGAACUAAGGACCAAGGCUAUGCAUAUAUAUAUAUAUGUGUGUAAAUUACAAAUAGCCUUUCAAUCUAGUUAGAAAGAAAAACCCACUUCUGUGUUGGAAUUUUCUUGGGUAUACUUAAUCAAGACUCAGGUCUACUUAAAAGAAACGCCAUUUCUACUUACAACUCUCCAACCUUCCAAAAGAAAUAAAUCCAAACCAUAAACAGAAAAAAAAAAAAAAGAAGAAGAAGAACAAAAUGGUUGUUACAGAUUCUGAAGUACUCUCUCAAAGCGAGGUGGAGGAGUCCCCAUUGCAACCCGACCAACAGGCUAAUAAAAACCAUCCUCUUGCGUCUCUCGGCACGCAAUCCUCAAUCUACUCUCUUACCCUCGACGAAUUCCAGCAUACACUCUGUGAGAGUGGUAAGAAUUUCGGAUCCAUGAACAUGGAUGAGUUUCUUACCAGUAUUUGGAAUGCAGAAGAAAAUCAAGCUACUGCUACUAGUAAUAAUGAUCAUAUAAAUAAUAAAGGAAAUCAAGUGUUUAUUGAUGUUGGCAGCGACAGAGGUAUAUCUAAGCAGCCUAGUUUGCCUAGACAAGGAUCCCUUAGUUUGCCUGCACCAUUGUGUAGGAAAACUGUCGAGGAAGUUUGGUCUGAAAUACACAGAGAGUCAGAGUCAGAGUCAGAGUCAGAGUCAGAGUCAGAGUCAGAGACAGGGACGACGAGUAGUAAUAAUGUGCAGCAGAAUCAUGAACCUACUCCGCGGCAGCCGACUUUUGGAGAGAUGACAUUGGAAGAUUUUCUUAUUAAAGCAGGAGUAGUAAGAGAACAACAGAGUGCUGCUCCAUCAGCACAGCCUCAGCAGUUUGGGUUGUAUCAAAGUACUAAUACUAAUAAUAACAAUGCUAUGGCUACAAGUUUUCUUUCCAGACCUGUUUUGGGAAUGGCUGCUGCUGGUGGUGGUGGUGGUGGUUAUCAGACAAUUCAACAAAAUGCUGGGCCUGUGGUGGAAACAGCAGCACCUCCACCACCAGGAUCAGUUUAUGGGGGAAGAGUGGGUAAUAGUGGUGGUGGAUAUUCGCCGAAUCAGGCAAUGGGAGUGGUGGGACAAGUGAGUCCAGUGUCAAAUGAUGCAAUGGUUAGUAAUAAUAGUAUUGAUAAUACAGUAAAUCAAUUUGGAAUAGACAUGGGUGGGUUAAGAGGAAGGAAGAGAAUUAUUGAUGGACCAGUAGAGAAGGUUGUUGAGAGGCGGCAACGGAGGAUGAUCAAGAAUAGAGAGUCUGCUGCAAGGUCUAGAGCUCGAAAACAGGCAUACACAGUUGAACUAGAAGCAGAGUUGAACCAACUAAAAGAAGAGAACGAACAGCUUAGGCAUGCUCUGGCAGAGCUUGAGAAGAAAAGGAAACAGCAGAAUCUUGAAGAUUUGAGAAUGAAAGCUCAGACAAAAGCCCAAAAGGCUAAAGAUAAACUGAGGAUGAUGAGAAGGAAUUUGAGCUGUCCCUUGUAAUAUUGCAAAGCAAUGAAUUUUGAGAUUAGAAGCCAUAAAUUGCAAUCCAAUAGAUAUAAAGAAAUCGAAGGAUUGGAUCAAGAGUGCAGAAUGAUGUGGAUUUGGAUGGAGAAGUUCUCUCUGAACUAAUUAUGAUCUCCUCAAUUAUGGGUUGUAUAAAGUUCAGUUAUGUCAUUGACAUAGUUACAAGAGCUAGAUUUUCUUAUUGUUAUUCCGUAUAUUUGGUUGGUCUUACCAUCUUCUGGGCAAAUGUCCCUUGCAAAUCUGCCUGGCAGACUUUGAGACUUUUGAGUACGAUAAAGCCGUGCCUAAAUGUAUUCAGACUAGGGAAAAGAAAAGAUAUCUGACGCUUUUAAAAUUUAUAUAUAUAUAUAUAUAUUAUCUUGUUUGGAAAAUA